AUGGAAAAUAAAAGUAAUAGAAGGAAAAAUGUGGGUUCCAUGUUAUAUAAUUAUUACAAUAUAGAGACAAGAAAUAACGUUGAGGAGUUAGAAGAAUGUCGUGAUAAUAAUAGGAACAAUAUAAAUAGGAUAAAUAACAUAAGUAAAAUGAAUAAUUGCGUUGAUGGUAAUAAUUGUUUUGAUAAGAAUGAAAAUAUAAAAGAAAAGAGUACUAUAAUAAAAAGUAGUGAUAAUAAUAGUAUUAAUUUAAGAAGAGAUGAGAAUUAUGAGAAUAUAGAUAAUAAUAAUAUAAAAGAAUGUAAUGAAGAGAAUGCAAUAGAUAAGAUGAAUUAUAUAGAUGAAUUUGAUAUGAAUUGUUCUAAUUUUAAUGUAAAUAAUUAUUUUAAAGAAUUAUUAGAAAAAUCUAGUAUGUAUGAUUUAAUAAAUAAAUCCAAAAAAGUAGAUAAAGAAAUAAAACAAAAUGAUAGCUGUAUGCAAACUUUAAUUUAUGAGAAUUACAAUAAAUUUAUUAAUGCAGCUGAUGCUCUUGUUUUAUUAAAAGAAAAGUUUAAAUGUGUAAAAGAUAAAAUGAAAGAAAUUAAUAAUCAUUUAGAUUAUAUAGAUAAAGAAUCUAAUUUUCUAAAUAAUAAUAUUUUUAAAAAUUAUGAAAAGAUAGAAAAUUUAAUUGAAAUAAAAAAGUUAUUAAAUGAUAUAAAUGAAAUAAUGAAAAUACCAGAAUAUAUGUAUUCUUAUAUUUUAAAAAAAAAAUAUAUGAAAUCAUUGAAAAUGUUUAUUAAGGUCAUUCCCUUUUUUCAUAAGAAUAAAGACCUUGUUAUAUUUCAAAAUUUAUAUCUAGAUUGUAAUAAUUUAGCAAACAUCGCAUGCCAUUUUUUUUUGAAAAAGUUGAAUAAGGAAAAAAAUGUAAGUAAGUUACCUGUGAAGUCUCAUAAAAAGGAUGAUAACAAAUAUCAUAGUAAGAACGAUAUGAAAAGUGAUAUUAGGGAUAAUAACAAAAGUGUACAUCAUUUGGAUGAAAGCAAAAAUUAUUUCUCUUAUAAUAAAUAUUACAUUGAUGAAGGUGAAAAAUGUUUUUAUUUCUUUGAUAAUAAUAAUUUAGAAGAAUCAUUUGAAUCAUUACACUCUUAUGUGUUGUCUAGCGAAGAGGUUGGUGAAUGUUUGAAUUUGGUUUUAUCAUAUGGUAUGGACAGGAAAGAAAUAAAAAAGUUAUAUUUGAAGAAUAGAAUAGAUUGUUUAAAAUAUGUAAUGUAUAAUAUAUUUAGUUUAAAGAAUCAUGGUUUUUUUUUGGUUAAGAAAGCCGAGGAUUUUAAGAGUUCUUUCUUUGAUCCUAAUUAUCAAGAACUUCAUAUUGAUAAAGAAAACAAAAAAAAUGAUCCUAAAAAAAAUGAAUAUAAUAAGAAUAAUGGGAAUACGGAAUAUUUUUAUAACAAUAUAUUCGAAAAUAUAUUUAUAUUGUGUUAUAAACAUCUACUCUAUUUUUUUUUUAGUUUAUUAGAAAAUUAUGAAAAAAUAUUUAUGAAAAGAAAUAAUUUUAUUCAUAAUUUUGAUGGACAUAAAAGUUGCUUUAUAUCAUUCUUUUAUAAAGAAGGAGAGCAUAUUGAUGAUAAAAACUUAAAUAAUAAUAUUGAUUAUUUAAGAUAUUUAAUUAAUAAUUUGGAUGAAUCCCUUCUAGAUAAAAGCGGAAAGAAUCCAUGUGAACAUUAUGUUAUGUCAUAUGAUAAUAAGAAAAAUAAUAUAUCUAUGGAUGAUAGAUAUAAUUAUGAUGAGGAAAAUAAUAAUAAUAAAAAAAAAAAUAAUGAUAAUAAUAAAAAAAAAAAUAAUGAUAAUAAAAAAAAAAAAAAUAAUGAUAAUAAUAAAAACAAUAAUAAUGAUAGAUAUAGCUACCUUGAUAAAUCUUUCAAUUUUAGUAAGAAAUUAUUAUUGAAUGAUUUAUUAAAUAUAGAUGAUGAUAAUAAAAUUAUUGAGGCUUUAGUAGAUAUAUUUUUUAAAGUGUUAUGUAAAAUAACUAUAGAUUAUAUAUAUAUGUUUAAUCCACCCAUAAAAUUGAUUGUAAAAUUAUUAAAAAUGUUUAUAGAUAAUGUAAAUGGUCAUAAUAAUAAUAAUAAUAAUAAUAAAAUAUAUUAUAAAGAUAAGAUAUUAUAUGAUAUGAAUAGAUUUAUUAAGAAGAUAUAUUAUGUAUUAUUAAAAUUAUAUUUUUAUAAUUUAUGCUUUCAUAUAAAUAUAUAUUUAUACACAUAUUUUCAAAACUGUGAUGAAAAAAAGUUAAUAGAUAUUUUAGAAAGUAAAAACGAGUUAAGCCAUUAUAUUCUCUUAAAGUUAUGUUUAACUGUUAUGGACUUUGAACCUUUUUAUGUUGAAAUAAAAUUAGAGAAUAAUUUUUAUGUGAAGCACUUUUUUAAUUUCGUAAUUAUAUAUUUAGAAUCCUUAUUAAGACAUAUUGAUUCUUUUAUAUAUUAUUUUGUGUGUGUACAUGAGAAGAGUAGUUUUAUUCAAGAAGGGGAUGUAUUAAAAUAUAUUAAAGAUGAACAUAAAAAGGAGUAUACUAAGGAUUCUACGUUUAGUAAUAAUAAGGGUGAUGAUAAUAUUCGUCAUAAUUAUAUUCAUAGUAAUGAGGAUAUUCAUGGUAAUACCCAUUUCGAUAAGCAUCCUAGUAAGGAUUUUCCUUAUUUUAUGUACGAAUCUGCAGAGAAUAUUAUUUAUGAAGAUAAGGAAAAUAUAUUUACACAUAAAAAUUUAUAUUAUAUGAUCGAUGAAGAAAAUACAAUACAUUGCAAACAUCUAAAGAAAAAGGAUGAGCCAUUAUGUGGAUUUUAUAAAAAGUUAAAGAAUUAUUUAUAUUCAUCAGUGUGUGUGGAUAAUGUUCACAUGAAAAACAUUUUAGUAGAAAUAAAGAAAUAUAUGAAGAUGGAAUAUACAAUUUUUUUGACACACAUAACGGGUUUUUUAAAAUUUGGAAAGAUAAAAAAGAUAAAGGAAAUAUAUUUUUUAUUAUGUCUCGUAUGGAUAUUUCAUAAUAUUAAAAGGGAAGGUGUUUCUAAAAUAUUUAAUGUUAUAACGGAUAUGUAUAAAGAAGCAAAUGAUUUAAUUAAUGGAUAUAAAAGGAUAGAUAUGGGGUGUAGCUUGGAUUAUCUUCUUCAUAAGGAUAUAUAUCCAUUUAUUAAAGAAUCGGAAAAGGAAAAGGAAAAUAAAAAAAAUAAAAAAAAUAAAAAAUUAAAAUUAAAGGAUGAUAAUAGUAUUAAUUUUGAUAAUGAACAAAGAUUGGAAUAUACGAAUGGUGCUCAUAUAUUUAUGAAUAAAAAUAAUGAAAAAAGUGAAGAUAAAAAAAUAAAAAAUUUAACGUUUACAUAUAAUGAGGAGGAAAAGAAAAAUAAAUUAUAUGAGUAUAAUUUUGAUCAUAAUAAUAUAUGUGGUGAUAAUAAUAAUAUAUGUGGUGAUGAUAAUAAUAUAUGUGGUGAUGAUAAUAAUAUAUGUGGUGAUGAUAAUAAUAUAUGUAGUGAUGAUAAUAAUAUAUGUGGUGAUGAUAAUAAUAUAUAUGAUGAUGAUAAUAAUAUAUAUGAUGAUAAUUAUAACAUAUAUGAUGAUGAUUAUAACAUAUAUGAGGAUGAUAAUAAUAUAUACGACAAUAAUCAUAAUAAUAAUAAUAAUAAUAUAUAUGAUAAUUAUUCCCAUGAAAGGAAUACAAAAAAUAUAAUUAUAAAGAUGACAAAGGAUCAGGAAGAGAAAAGACAAAAUAUUAAUGAUAAGAAUAGAAAAAAGAAAUAUGUUAUAGGGAUAAGUAAUUUUGUUAAAUAUAAAUUUAAUGAAAAGUGUAACGAAUUAACAAAUGUGUUUAUUUCGUAUUAUAUUAAUACAAUAUCUAAUCAUAUCAAAUUAUAUGUAGAAAAGGACACAUAUGAAGAAGAUACUAAAAGCAAUAUUGUUAGUUACAAUUUUGUAUAUUGUAUGAAACAUAUAGAUAUAUUUUAUAAGUAUUUAAAAUAUUUUAUAUAUCAGAAUAAAUCACAAAGUGUAAUAAAUUUUGAAGGACAGGAAAGAGAAUAUGUUUUUAGUGAUAUGUAUGAAAAAAUUGAAGAAGAGUUUCAGGAAUUAGAAAAGAAAUAUCUAAAGGAUAAAUGUAUGACACUAGUAAAGAAUAAUAAUGGAACGGAUAUAGGAAUUGUUGAACAGAAUAAUAGUGUUCUUUAUACGGACAACAAUUUGGUUGAUCAAAAUAACCAUAUGGUUGAUCAAAAUAACCAUAUGGUUGAUCAAAAUAACCAUAUGGUUGAUCAUAAUAACCAUAUAAGGGGAAGGAAAUAUAUUUUGAAUGAUAAGGAAUAUAAUGAGGAUAACAAAAUGUCAAAUGUUAAUAGAAAAGAACAGAUUAUGGAGAAUAAUAACCUCCUUUUUGAUAUGAAUAAGGACGAGAAAAAUUUAGAGAUGUAUAUGUAUAAAUUAUUUAUGUUGAAGAUGAAGAAUUAUAGAAAAAAACUUCCAACAGAAAUUAAUAAAAUACUUCUUUUAAUUAUUAAAAUUGUGUUCAAAAAUUAUAUGGAAUAUAUAAGAAAGUGUCAUAUGAAUGAGAAAAAGUUAUACAAAAUGCAAAUUGACUUUUUCUUUUUUUAUCAUUGUUUAAAACAUUACAUACCUUGUGAUGAUGAAAAUGUAUUAUUUGUUAUCCUAAAUGAAGUGUUAAUAAAUGCAAAGGGUAGAAUUAGAGGAAUACAAAAUAAAAGAGAUGAGGAUGAUGGUGCUUCAUCAUAUCAAGGAUAUUUAUUACUGGAUGAUAUUCAUAUUGAUUUGGAAGAAAAUAAAUUAUUUAUAUUGAAAAUGUUUAAAGAGUAA
Molecule: messenger RNA, 4821 nt
Organism: Plasmodium reichenowi
Lineage: Eukaryota; Apicomplexa; Aconoidasida; Haemosporida; Plasmodiidae
Product: vacuolar protein sorting-associated protein 51, putative
Exons: 1
Coding region: 1-4821 (1606 amino acids)
Biological process (GO): Golgi organization; retrograde transport, endosome to Golgi; lysosomal transport
Cellular component (GO): GARP complex; EARP complex; membrane
Source: RefSeq, a predicted model, not a curated record